AUGUCAAAACGUCAAAACUCAUAACCAACUAAAAUGACCACCAAAAUGUGAUUUUGCCCGAUAUUUAAACCAAAAAUCCACCAACACCAUCAAAUUCACCACCGGUCCAUACAAUCCAUAGAGUUGAUUCGAUUAUCCAAAAUGGGUAAACUGCCAUACAUGUACACAGAUUCGGAUGAGACAGAAGAAACCUCCAGCUCGGUGGAGAAUGUGAAGAAGAAGAAGAAAUUCUCAAUCCUAAAGUACACUACCGGCAAUAUAAAGAAAAAGAAAUGCAAACUGCACAGCAAGUCCGAACCGGACGAUUCUGACUACCGGAGCCGGAGCGGGCAACGCAUACGCAGGUUACACGGCAUCUUGAAGAACGACAAGGAGAAAGAUUAUUCAACGGAUGACGACGAAGAGAGCGAGCCGUCCAAGACCAAAGCGUUCAGGUCGCAAGACAAGUGCCUGGUGGGGCGGGUCCCCCGGCCUGCUGGGGCGAAGCCCGGCCGCGGCGGCGGCGUCGCUAUUAUCGUGAGGAAGAACGUCAGUCCCAUUCACAAUAAAGUUAGCUCAAGACCCAAGCACCAAACCCAGCUUACUUUCAUCCCGCUACUUAAGUACGAUCUCAACUAG
This is a messenger RNA of Ostrinia nubilalis (European corn borer), 618 nucleotides long. RefSeq lists its product as uncharacterized. Lineage: Eukaryota; Metazoa; Arthropoda; Insecta; Lepidoptera; Crambidae. The transcript is spliced from 4 exons. Bases 142 to 618 code for a protein of 158 amino acids. The record is from RefSeq and is a predicted model, not a curated record.